UAAUUAUUCAUCUAAGUCUGCUUUUUCCAAUCGCACCAUGAUGAGGAAACUCUAUAAGAAAGUCAAAAAUAAAGCACAUUCACAUAGACAGGGCGCAGGAGUAGUGGACGCUGGCAGCAAAGAUAAGACGGACGAUGCUGACCGCAGCCUUGCGACAGAAGCUGAGCGCCCUUCAACAGAAGUCCAUCGCGAUGAUAAAUCCUUUGAUGCCUCUCCUCCCGUUCAAAACCCUAUUGAUGAAGCAUUGAAGAAGCUUGAGACCCGAAAACCAUGGGAAGAAGCUUACAACGCUAUUCAAGAAAGCCAUCCGGAUUUAAUCAAUGCGUACACUCGGGCUUUACUUGAAUGGGGUGGCCAUACAGGAGAUAAGGCCCUGAACCAUAUUCAAGAGGCGCAAGCCCUUGCUCAGGAACAACUUGAAGUGUGGCAGUCGGAGCAAUUUCGCUUGUCAUUCAAUGGAAAGGACAUCAUUGUUGGAGAAUUGGCGAGAAAGGUUGUCGGAGUUGUGCUCUCUGUUAAAGAUGUGGUCUCUUCCGCCAUUUCAGCUGAUCCCCGUGCUGCGUUGGCCUGGGCCGGAGUUAUGGUUGCUCUCCCAGUGCUCGCAAACAUCUUGAAGCAGGACUCGGAUGCCAUGAGUGGAUUGGAUGACAUUUCUGCUCUGCUAGUUCGCUACCGCUAUGUGGAGGAAGACAAAUACUACCGAGCCGCCAUGACCUCAGCGACCUCGGUUGACAAGGUGAAUCUUCUUUUGCUCAUCCAAGACAAAUUCGUCGAUAUGUAUUCCCAGAUAUAUGUCUAUCAGCUCCGCCUCAUAAAGCAUUUUCGACAUCAUAGAGCCUCUAGAUAUUUCGAAAAUCUGAAGGACAGCCUCGGAGACGAAAAUUGGAGUACGAGCCUGAACAAGCUACAGACAACGAGGGAUAGCCUCGACCGCGACCUGGAAUCUGUCACAAACGGCAUGAUCUUUGAGAUUGGGAGCAAAGUCGAUAAGUUUUCGAAAAUGGUCGAGGAUAUCAAGAAGGAGUUGAGAAACCAGACACGUCUGAUGUCAGAGCAGAGAGAUCGAAUAUUGAGGGCUUUCAAGUACUCUGCCAUGGCCCCAUUCGAUUCAUACAAAAACGCUGAAGAGCCAAGAUGUCUAAAAGACACUCAAGUGGAGACGUUGGACAUGCUUCAGAAUUGGUGCAAGGGCGAUGGAAAUCCAGUGCUUUGGCUUCAUGGGAUGGCUGGAACGGGCAAGUCAACAAUUGCUCGGACUAUUGCAUGGGCGCUUCAGGACAGAGAGUGGCCAGAUGGCAGCCCUGUUGAUGCUACUAUCAGACUGGGGGGAAGUUUCUUUUUCAAUCAAUUUGAGCCGGAACGCAACAACAGCCAGUACCUUUUCCCAACCCUGACACAGUGCUUGGCGGAGUCCUUGCCGGACAUAAGGCAGUACAUUGUUGAUGCCAUUGAUCAGGAUGCGCGCAUCGAAGAAAAAGGACUUCGAGUACAAUGGGCUAACCUCAUUUCCGAGCCAUUGCAUAAGCUUACCAGUUCUUCACAGGCUCACUGGCGCUUCAUUAUGAUUGUUGAUAGCCUUGAUGAGUGUAGGGACCAAGACAAAGUUGCCACUGUGUUGAAACUGUUGGCCUCCAUAAGAGAUCUGCCAUCUGUCCGAUUCUUAAUCACCAGCCGCCCAGAAGCCCACAUUCGAUUUGCUAUUGAGAGCCUGCCGCCCGAACUGUACCUUUCUCAGCCACUUCAUAAGAUCUCACCUGAGAGUGAUGACAUCACUCGCUUUCUUGAAACAGACUUGAAAAGAAUCAGGGAAGAAUACAAAUCCACGAUGCCAGAGGGCUGGCCAGGUCAAGUGAAUAUCGAAAAGCUGAAGGAGAAGUCGGACGGACUUUUUGUGUAUGCUUCAACGUGUUGCCGGUUUCUGGAAGAUCCAUACUACUAUUCCUCCCGACUGGAUCAAAUCCUCAAAGACGAUAGCGAAGCUGAAACCCCCCAGGCGAAGUUGGACAACAUUUAUAUCAGGGUCAUAGAGAUGUCUCUAAAUGCGAGAUCCAGGAAAGAGCGGGAAAUCAUGAUCGAAGACUUCCGACUGAUUGUUGGGACUAUCAUGGUCAUAUUCAAGCCAGCCUCAGCUUCCACUUUAGAAACACUUUUGUUCUCUUCAUCCUUGAAGGAUAAGCGUAUCCAAAGAUGCGUUGAGCCCCUCAGAUCGCUUUUGGAUGUUCGGGCUGCAAAUGAUCCAAUUCGUCCAGUUCAUCUUUCUUUGCGCGACCUUUUGUUGAGUCGUGAGCGCUGCAAAAGCACCCCGGAGCUUUACAUCAAUCCUCAACAGCUGCACUUGAUCUUGUUUGAAAGAUGUAUGGAAACAAUGAAGAGCCUUAAGCAAAAUCUUUGUGACUUCGUACUUCCUGACUCAUCACCGUCAGAUGUUCCCUCGGAAAGACUGGAGAUUUUCCUACCAGCUGCAUUGUGUUACGCGUGUCGCUAUUGGAUCGAUCAUCUCAUCCAGCUGGGCAGGGAUGAGCAAAGUGAGUUGCUGAAUGAUAAUGGGGGCAUGAUUGGGGAUUUUCUUCGACAAAAGCUUCUCUUUUGGUUCGAAGCCUUGAGCCUCAUGGGUGAGCUUGAAGUUGGUGUUUUUCAACUCAGUUCUCUCCAGGACCUUGCUAGAGACUCUCAUCACUUCCCGCUUGUCAGAGAUGCGAGGAGAUUCUUACUUCACAAUCGGCAUAUUAUUGAGCAAGCACCUUUGCAGGUCUAUUCUUCUGCUCUCGUAUUCUGUCCAAUGAAAAGUCUCAUCAAAGAGAUUUAUUCACACCUCAUACCCUCAUGGGUGACACAACAACCCGUCAUGGACGAUGACUGGUCACGGGAGCUCUUUGUCAUUGAACCCGAAAAUAGAAACCCUGGAAAUAUUGUAUUCUCCCCAGAUGGAAGGACAGGUGCUUCGUCUUACAAUCAGGAUGGCAAUUAUUAUCUCAAGCUGUGGAACGCUCAAACAGGGAAGGUGAAGUAUCAAACAAAAAUAGGGCUAGAUUCUGGUGUUGAAUUCUCCCAAGAUGGAAGUCUAAUAGCGCAUGGGACUGAGGACGGAAGAGUCAGACUGUGGAAGUUUGAGACUGACGAAGAGUACUUUCUGGGUGAAGUGGGUAAAUACGAUAUCCAUCGUAUUGCUUUCUCCCCAGUUAGCGACUCUCUGAUAUUUUCCAGGGUGGAUUUCUCUGUUGAAGUCUGGAAUUAUCGCCUUCGUCAACAGAUUCAUGCACCUUCAACGCCUUUCUCGGACAAACCGGACAAACCGGGCACAAUCAAUGCCUUGGAGACAUUAGUGGUUGGAUUCUUGUUCAAUGAUGAGGCUGUGGUACUCUAUUCAGGUUAUUUGGGACAUACUUGGGAGAUCUACUUGCUUAAUGAAGUGGGCACAGAACUUGAGUGUAUUGAAGAGGGUGAGGGAUCUGCAGGUUCGAAAACUAACUUCUCCGUUUCGAGGAAUGGGCACCGAGUUCUCAUAUCGAAUCGGCAUCUGGUGGAAAUAUGGGAUGCCAAAACAGGACGACUGAGUACCAAACUGAUUGCUUCUGGCAAAACUCGUGAUUGUGAAUUAUGGGCAACGGCUUUAUUUGCCGACGGCCGCUUCUUUGCAACUUCCUCUCUGGACGGUACUGUUUGUGUCUGGGAUUCAGUUACUCAGACCCAAAUCUUAAGUUUCCGAUGCGACCAAGGCCCGCUCACAACAAUUGCUCUUUCCCACGAUGGAUCAUUAUUAGCAUCAUGCACCGGCGAUAGUGCACUUCGACUAUGGGACAUUGCAGUUGAUCGUCCCCACACUGAGCUCGCCAAACCUGAAGCCAAGAUGACUUACCCCUUUGGAAUUGAGGUCAUCACCAAUACUCAAAAUGCUACCAUGAUGUUACAGAAAACCGAGCUCGCCAAACCUGAAGCCAAGAUGACUUACCUUUUUGGAAUUGAGGUCAUCACCAAUACUCAAAAUGCUACCACGAUGUUACGGAAAGAAGACACGGGGAAAUGGGAAUUUGAGCGCACUGAUACUGAGGGGAAGGAUCCUCAAUAA
Molecule: messenger RNA, 4066 nt
Organism: Aspergillus piperis CBS 112811
Lineage: Eukaryota; Fungi; Ascomycota; Eurotiomycetes; Eurotiales; Aspergillaceae
Exons: 5
Coding region: 38-4066 (1342 amino acids)
Molecular function (GO): protein binding
Source: RefSeq, a predicted model, not a curated record